This is a messenger RNA of Doryrhamphus excisus (bluestripe pipefish), 1685 nucleotides long. It is a transcript of the gene tusc2a, whose product is annotated as tumor suppressor 2, mitochondrial calcium regulator a. Gene Ontology annotation, biological process: regulation of mitochondrial membrane potential; inflammatory response. The record is from RefSeq and is a predicted model, not a curated record. Gene Ontology annotation, cellular component: mitochondrion. NCBI's taxonomy places the organism in Eukaryota, Metazoa, Chordata, Actinopteri, Syngnathiformes, Syngnathidae.
GUGGUUAGCUUGAGGUCAGCUGAUCCCAUCGUCACUACAACCACCAUAGCAACGAACGCUUCGAGUCAUGGUAAUUGAACGGUGUAAGAGAAGGUCCCUGUGUAGCUAAGAAAUGAAGAGGCUGGCCUAGAUGAGAGCUUCACCUGAGCAGUAAGAAUGCCUUACAUCUGAGGAUGGGAGGAAGUGGAUCCAAAGCCAAAGGUGUGUGGCCUUUCUCAGGCAGUGGAGCUGCAGGUGACUCUGCCAGUGAUGGUAACGAACAGUCCCUGGCCCGUCUCAAAUGUUCCAGGAACGCUACACCUUUUGUUUUUACCAGGAGGAGCUCGCUGUACUACGACGAGGAUGGCGACCUCGCCCACGAAUUCUACGAAGAGACCGUGGUGACCAAAAACGGCAGGAAAAAGUCCAAAUUGAAGAGGAUCCAAAAGAAUCUGAUUCCACAGGGUAUUGUGAAGCUGGACCAUCCCUGCAUUCAUGUGGACUUCCCCAUCAUCCUUUGUGAGAUGUGAAGCUUUUUAUUUAACUCAUGGAAAAUCUCGUAUGAAGUACUCCUACUGGACUGAAGAGGUCAGACCUGAGUCGUGUUUAUUUGGGACAUUGAGUUUAACUGUGGGGUUUGCAGAAACACAAUGUCAAAUAUUCUAAUAAUAUCACACACACACACAUACGGCAGUGUGUUUGAGAUGCUGUAUUAGCCUGUGGUUGACAAUACAGAGGACGUUUAGGGCCACACUGAAAAUAAAUGGUCAAAUAUGAGGUGGUGGUACAGGAAAAGUGGUCAUUUUACGGGAAUUAUUAUUAUUAUUAUGGGAAUAAGAAAUAAAAAGUAAUUCUGCGAGAACGUCGUGGGUAUUCAUUUGUGUUACUAAAAUAUAACUUCACAAAUCCUCAACAGCCAAACCGUAAAAUAACGUUUUUAUUUUAAUCUUUAUUCUCGUAAUAUAGCUUUGCUCAUAAGAAUUUUAUUUUUUAUUCACAUGCUACUACUUUACUGUCCAAAAAAACCUUGUUAAUUUUCAUCAAAUAUAUUCACAUAAAAUUACAACAUUUGUCUUUUAAUAUUAUAUCCUGCUCAUAUUAUGUUCUUAUUAAAAAAAAUCUUAGUUUUGUCAUGACAACUUUAUGCUCUUAAUAUCACAGUGUUAUUUUAAUAUGCUAUUUUUCUUUUGGAAUUUAAUACUUUUAUUUUUGUAAUAUUUCUACAUAGAAAUAUGACUUAUUUUUAAAUGUAAUAUUACAACUUUAUUUCUGUAAUAUCAAAAAAAAGUUAGAUCUAAUAAAUUAUUUUUUUUUUCUUGUAAUUUACUACUUUAUUCUGGUAAUAUUUAUAUUAUUUUCAUAAAAUUACUCAAUUUUCCAUGUAAUAUUGCAUCUUUAUUCUUAUAAUAGCUGGGGCGAUUUUUGUAAGUAGUGUGGCCCUAAUACUCGUACUUGUACAGAAAGGCUGUAAAAAGUUAGCGGGGAUGUACAAAGGUAGCAACUUUGUGUCUUGUGUGAUUGAAUGAAUGUGGCGUCUCGUUCCAGGUAUACAUUGUACAUUGUACAUAAUAUGACAGUAUUGUGUAUGUCGGUCAGCCUUCUCUCGGUCACGUAUGCUCAGACCUGCACUAGUGAACAUGAUGUACUGUACAUAAUGACACAUGAUCUAGUUGGAAAUACUUGAAUAAAUGGUUUACCGAGUCGAA